AUGAUGGUUGAAAGAUCCGGCACUAGAAAACGUAAGAGAGGUGAUCCUGACCCCACACUCACGACUGUUCGCACUAUCCUCGAGAUGCCGAUACCCCAAAAAUGCCUGGAAUACGUUAACAUGACUGACGAGACUCGAGCAACUCAAGGUACCCAGAAAUGGUUGGAAUUAAAGGAUUUAUAUGCCUAUUACAAGCUACAGAUGCCAGAGGAUGAAAUGGAAGAUCUUGAAGUAGAACCGACUCCUGGAGAUGAUGGCGCGGCGGGUGCUGAAACGGCGGAUGUAGACCAAGCGGAUCAGGAGAUGCCUAAUUAA
This is a messenger RNA of Aspergillus puulaauensis, 315 nucleotides long. RefSeq lists its product as uncharacterized. The transcript is spliced from 3 exons. The record is from RefSeq and is a predicted model, not a curated record. The coding region runs from base 1 to 315 and encodes 104 amino acids. Lineage: Eukaryota; Fungi; Ascomycota; Eurotiomycetes; Eurotiales; Aspergillaceae.